Exaiptasia diaphana is the source of this 852-nucleotide messenger RNA. RefSeq names its product serine/threonine-protein phosphatase 6 regulatory ankyrin repeat subunit B-like. Lineage: Eukaryota; Metazoa; Cnidaria; Anthozoa; Actiniaria; Aiptasiidae. The record is from RefSeq and is a predicted model, not a curated record. The coding region runs from base 90 to 776 and encodes 228 amino acids. Gene Ontology annotation, molecular function: protein binding. The transcript has a single exon.
AUCAACUACGCUAUCGUGCCAAACUAAAGAACAGGUCACAAAAUUAAUGAAAUGACACAAACUUUAAUGUAAACUGUCUUGAAAAUUAAAUGAAAAAGAGACUCCGUAUUAAGCAAGAAAAUGCGGAAUGCAAAGUAAAUCAAAGACGAGAAAUGACUGGGGGAAAUCUUCUUCAUCAAGCAAUUUUUCUCCAGCGGUCGCGUCAAUUUGAACUACUUGUCCAGAAAGGAAUCGACUUGAACAAAAGAGAUGAACGUCUCCGCACGGCACUUCACAUUCUAAGCGAAUUAGAAGAUGAGACAGUAGCAGUUAGUUAUGCCAAAGUACUUCUUCGCCAUGGAGCAAGGACAAACGUGAAAGAUUGUGAAGGUCAUACGCCAUUUUAUUACGCGGUAAUCAAUCAACGUGUACAGUUAGCGAAAGUGUUUUUGAAAGAAAGAGAAGUUGAUUUGCUUGAAUCAGAUGAAGACGGCAACACUCUSUUACACUUUGCUGCAGCAGCCGGCAAUGAAGCAUUGGUAGAAGUACUAAUAAAAUCCAUGCAAAAAGUUGGAUUAGGUAUUGAUGAACUUAACAGGAAAGGAGAAACAGCAGUAAUGAUGGCUGCUAUGAACGGCCAUGGUCAUUGCCAAAAACAUUUUCUUGGGAAAUCGUGGAAAAAGAUGCUACAAAAUGGUGGUACAGUGGAUAACAAAGUAGAGGAGACAGAAAUCAAAGUAUCGCGACAUUUCAGGUCUGAAUUUUAUAUAUUUAUCAAAACUCACGGUUUGAAAUAGACCUUUGACGCUUUUACGUCAUAUAUCGAAAAUGCAAUGCAUUGUAGGAUAUGUUUGGAAUAAAACAUGGCGGAUU